Molecule: messenger RNA, 2124 nt
Organism: Pectinophora gossypiella (pink bollworm)
Lineage: Eukaryota; Metazoa; Arthropoda; Insecta; Lepidoptera; Gelechiidae
Product: membrane-associated progesterone receptor component 1-like
Exons: 3
Coding region: 81-611 (176 amino acids)
Cellular component (GO): endomembrane system; membrane
Source: RefSeq, a predicted model, not a curated record
GACGGUCGCGGGAGCAGCGGUGCGCGGGCGCAGCGCAGGCCGCAGUCGACACCGAGAGCUCAGCGCACACGCACGUCAACAUGUCGCAAGAACCGACCUUCUGGGAGGAGCUGACGAGCCCCGUCAACCUCAUCUUGGUUCUAUUCAUCGUGUACCUGAUCUACAAGAUCAUCAGGUCCAAGUUCGAGACGGAGGUGGAAGUCCCCCCGCCUCCACCGCCCCUGCCCAAGAUCAGGAAGGACCUGACGGUCGCAGAACUGAGCAAGUAUGAUGGCACCCAACCCGACGGCAGGGUCUUCCUGGCCGUCAACGGAAUAAUCUUCGAUGUCACCAGGGGAAAGAGGUUCUAUGGCCCUGGUGGUCCGUAUGCAGCGUUCGCGGGGCGCGACGCGACGCGCGGACUUGCGACUGCGCAGGUGGCGGGGUCGGACCAGGAGUACGAUGACCUCAGUGACCUCACCCCCGACGAGGUCGCCUCCGCCAAGGAGUGGGAAGACCAGUUCAGAGAGAAGUACGACAUCGUGGGGAAGCUAUUGAGGCCGGGGGAGGUCCCGACCGUGUAUUCCGACGACGAGAGUGAAGAGAAGACCGAGGACAAGAAGACGCAGUAGACAAAAUUAUGCUUUAAUACGUCCGCGUAGAGUUAGUCUAGUUUAACAGCGAGUUUCAUACACCUCUUACAACGUAUCAUGAUUAGAGUGACAAAUCUUACGUCUCUAUCGUUCUAAGCUGUUCACCGUACGUGCGAAAGAGACUUAUCUCUCGUCUCUUUCACUCUAGCCGAUGUACGGUCACGAAUACUAAUAUAUAUACACUUUGAAACCAUGUCAUAUUAACUUUUUUGAGAAAUUAAACCGGAAGUCUCAUUAAAUGUCAAAUACUCGUAUGAUAAAGUGAGACUGUACUUUAUCUCUGUCCUGCUGUCAUUCUAAUUGUGCUACGUUCAAAGGGCCUAGUCAAGUUGCAAAUGUUCAUAUCACUCGCUACCUCCUGUCCGCGUAGGUCCAUAUUGCUCUAUGCUCGAUACCGUAUAACUCGCUCGAAAAGAAACGCCUCGCUGGUACGCAUCCUUUUUUAAUUCGUUGUAUAAUAUAUCUACAUUGGUGCUGAUUUCAAUACACGAGUGUUAUUUUAAGUUACACCUGUCAUUUUCUUAUUCGCAACGGAAAACGCGAAACGGAAAGGAUACAGGGGGGGGGGGGGGGGGGGGUACAGGCAUAAAAUUUAUGGAACACACUGUAGUGUAUUGAUAUUGCUAUCCUUGUCUCGGGCGCAUACGUCAUCCGAAUACAGAGCAAGACAAAUAGUCAGUCAAUGCAGGACGGUCUGCCUGUACAGAGUGAUGGUGUGUUGGCGAGCCAAAUCAUGGCAGUAUACAAAAGGUGUACUCUACACACACGUCAAUUUUAAACUUUAUAUUGGCCAAUAAUCCGACAGAAUUAAGUUGACAGCGCACGUCGAACGGGUUGCAUAUCAGCGAGAUACCUAUUAUAUUCGCCCGGGUUAUUCAUUUUAAAAUGAAUAGUUGUCAAUCAUUCGUCCCUUUCCUUUUCAGUGGAAAAGAAAAUGACGGGUAUAACUUAAAAUAAAGUUAGGUGUCUGCAGGUAUCGGGGGCAUUAGUAAGAUUUGCAAUUUGGGUAAGCCCUCACCUACGCCCUCACCCAGCCCGUUGCCCACUGUGCUGUUGCGUAUGAGAUUGAGAGCACUCGAUGCCAGUAUCAUUAGUAUCACCGCAAGGAUAUCUUACGAUCGUUUGUCUGAUUGAUGAUGACAAAUUAGAACAUACGGUGCAAGAGCGGACUGUAACAUACCUUACGUCAUUUUUGUAGCGUGAGGCUGAGGACACGGCGCGGACGUAGCGAUUUCCUUAUUGUUGCGCCCGCGCCGCAUCGAUGCUUAUACAUUUUAAUGUGAUACCUGUCACUUUCUUAUUGGCCAAAAAGCAAAAGUAGACUCACGCAAUGUAUAAGUACUGAAUUGUUAAUGUAAUGUUUAUAGAAUAACAUAAAUAAUAUGAUUAUUAUUAUAAUUUCCUCGUUAACUGUUUUAAAAUAUACUUUUUUUACUAUAUGAGUAUGUUAGGUGAUAUUCUGUUUUGUGAUAUUAAAUUUUGAGUUGCAGUA